AUACAUACUUGAUCAAUUCAGUUUAGUACUUUAGUCUCAUGAACUUUCUUCAGCUUACAGUAAUAUUUGUUUUGCUUUAUGACUUGAGUAUUGGAUUUUGUAUUUGGCUACUACAUUGAUGCAUAUGAUGGGGUUUAUCCGCAAUGAAUGUUUUGAUCCUAAAACAUGGAUCAUACCUGGUGAUAACUCUCAAACCUACACACUGCGGAAAGAAGUGCUUUCAAAUGAAAGAAUUGUUUAUGACAGGGAGACAAGUAAGACGGUUGCUGAUGUAAUUGAGGCCCUUAUUGGUGUAUUCAUUUGUACAACAAGUGAAAGAGCAGCCUUAGCGUUUAUGAAAUGGAUGGGCUUUGAAGUUGACUUCAUUUAUGUUCCGUACAAAAGGCCAGUCCCUGCAAAUCCAGAGAAGCUGGUCGAUCUGAAAUUUUUCAAGAAACUAUUGAAUCAAUACUCAUUCCGUGAUGCUUCUCUCCUUGUUGAAGCACUUACUCAUGGUUCUUACGUGCGACCCGAGAGGCCCACAUCCUAUAAGCGUCUGAAAUUUCUUGGGGAUGCGGUGCUGGAGUAUCUCAUCACCAUGCACUUCUACAAUAAGCAUCCCAAUCUGUCUUCUGGAUUAUUAACAGAUUUAAGGUCAGCUUCUGUGAACAAUGACCGCUAUGCACGAACUGCAAUUAAAACUGGGCUUCAUAAGCACAUUCUACAUGAUUCACAAGACCUGCAGCGGCGCAUUCUCGCAAUUGUUAAAAAUUUUAAGCAAUCAUCACAAGACUCGACUUUUGGGUGGGGGUCAGGGCCAGUGAUCAAGCUUCUUGCAGAUAUUAUAAAAUCUCUUGCCGGGGCAAUAUACGUUGAUUCUGGAUAUGACAAAGAGGUUGUAUUUCGAAGCAUAAAGCCACUUCUUGAGCCUCUGCCUACCCCUGAGACUUUAAAGCUCCAACCUGUAAGGGAACUGGAGGAAUUGUGUGCAAAGGAACACUUCGACCUGAAGGAGGAGGAUGGCAAGCUUAAGGUUAAUGCAAAUGGUGUCAUUUAUGCUCGCAGACUAAGUGCAGCAAACAAGAAGACAGCAAGAAAAACAGCAUCCAUGGCUAUUCUGGCGAAGCUGAAGAAAAAUAAGUUACACCGGGGAGAGCCACAUUCAGGGGUGUGAUGUGAGAGAGAUUUUUUGAGAGGUUUAUUGGAAUCAACCGUUAUCCUAAGGGUAAAUUGCUUCUAACCCCUCUAAUUUUAUGUAAUGCCAAAUGAAUCCCCUAAAUUUUCAAAAUAGCCACAUAACUCUCUUAUGAUUUUAUGUAAAGUAAAAAAAAAAAACGGAAUGCACAAUCAGUUAUAGCAUUUAUAUCAAAUGCACUCUGAAAGCACUUGCAAUAAAAUCUUGAUAUCUAUGUAACUCCUUUAUAA
This is a messenger RNA of Coffea arabica (coffee), 1404 nucleotides long. Its product is annotated as endoribonuclease Dicer homolog 2-like. The record is from RefSeq and is a predicted model, not a curated record. Gene Ontology annotation, cellular component: cytoplasm; nucleus. Gene Ontology annotation, molecular function: RNA binding; ribonuclease III activity. NCBI's taxonomy places the organism in Eukaryota, Viridiplantae, Streptophyta, Magnoliopsida, Gentianales, Rubiaceae. Gene Ontology annotation, biological process: siRNA processing.